UUCAAAGAACAACCUUAAACCCUCGGACGAAAGUCUUAACUCUCAAUUCUCUCACUUUCUCAAUCAGUUCUCUGAUUCAGUUUCCCGCAAUCCGCAUAGCUCAGUGUUAGAGGCCAUUGACCCCUGAGCCUGAAGGAUUAAUCAGACCAUCAAUACCGCCCAGUUGAAGCUGAUUCAGCCAAACUCGGUGAGUGAGUCAAUUCUGUUUGCUUUUCUCUCUUCAAGACAGCUACUUUUUAUCACACAUAGGAAUAGGAGGACCCAAUUUCUAUUGGGUCUUCUUCAGAAAACUGCUUUCUUUAGCAUCAAAUCAUUUUCUUCAUUAGGUUUAUCUAAACCAAAACAACAAAAUGAAGCUCAAAGACAUUCUUUUACAGUGUCUUAUCUCAUAAACUCAUGUGGGUUGUCACCAAAAUCUGCUCUUUUAGCAUCCCAUAAGGUACACUUUGAAAACCCAGAUAAACCAGACUUAGUGCUUAAUCUUCUUAAAGAGAGUGGAUUCAAUGACACCCAAAUCACCAAACUCGUCACAAAAAUCCCACUGCUGCUUUUAUCUCAUCCUGAGAAUACCCUUUUGCCCAAAUUCGAGUUUUUGCGCUCUAUAGGGGUUUCAGGCUCUGACCUCCCUAGAAUCCUUAGUUUGAAUCCUGACAUGCUGAGAAGGAGCUUAAAGAACAAUCUUAUUCCCUGCUAUGAUUUCCUCAAGAGUCUGCUUUUUGAGAAUGAGAAAGUCAUUACAGCAUUAGGGCGCUCUCAAAGGGCUUUGUUAAGUAAUGGAACAAAGACUAUGGUUCAAAAUAUUGCACUUUUGAGAGAAGUUGGAGCGCCUCCAUCCACCAUCUCUUUCUUGGUGACUCGUUCUCCGUCUGUUGCAUUCAGUAAGCCAAGUAAGUUUGUGAAAGCUGUCCAGGAUGUUAAGGAAAUGGGUUUUGAUCCUUCAAAAGUUGCAUUUGUGCAAGCAAUCUUAGUGGUUUUGUCAAUAAAAAAGCCGACGUGGGAAUAUAAAUUUGAGAUUUUUAGGAGGUGGGGUUGGUCUAAGGAGGACACUCACUUAGCAUUUAGAAGGUUUCCAAAUUUUAUGCUUUUAUCGGAUGAGAAGAUCACAAAAGUAAUGAACUUCGUUGUGAACAAAUUGGGACGGCCAUCAACAGAUAUUCUUAUGAAUCCUGUGGUUCUGAAUUUAAGCUUGGAGAAGAGGAUUAUCCCUAGGUGUUCAGUUGUUCAAAUUUUGUUAGCCAAGAAUUUGAUCAAGAGUGAUUUAAGCUUAGCGACUUUCUUACUACCUAAUGAGAAGUUCUUUUUGGAGAAGUUUGUUAUAAAAUUUCGGGACAAUGUUCCUCAAUUGUUGAGCGUGUAUCAAACUAAAAUGGAUCUUUUGGAUGUAGAAAUUCAAUCUAAGAAGGUAUGUGGAACUGAACUGUUUUAACUUUUUUACUCCAAUAUAAUGUUAUUCUUGCCUUUGACUCUCA
Messenger RNA from Quercus robur (English oak), 1469 nucleotides. RefSeq names its product transcription termination factor MTERF9, chloroplastic-like. The coding region runs from base 653 to 1426 and encodes 257 amino acids. Gene Ontology annotation, biological process: regulation of DNA-templated transcription; chloroplast organization. Gene Ontology annotation, cellular component: chloroplast. NCBI's taxonomy places the organism in Eukaryota, Viridiplantae, Streptophyta, Magnoliopsida, Fagales, Fagaceae. The transcript is spliced from 2 exons. Gene Ontology annotation, molecular function: double-stranded DNA binding. The record is from RefSeq and is a predicted model, not a curated record.